This is a messenger RNA of Rattus norvegicus (Norway rat), 1353 nucleotides long. RefSeq names its product peroxisomal membrane protein 4 (gene Pxmp4). Gene Ontology annotation, cellular component: peroxisome; peroxisomal membrane. The record is from RefSeq and is marked provisional. The transcript has 4 exons. The coding region runs from base 42 to 680 and encodes 212 amino acids. NCBI's taxonomy places the organism in Eukaryota, Metazoa, Chordata, Mammalia, Rodentia, Muridae.
UGCUUGGCCAGCUAGGUCCUUCGACCCAGUGCUCCGGUGCUAUGGCUGCCCCGCCGCAGCUACGGGCUCUUCUCCAGGCUGUCAACAAGCUGCUGCGCCAGCGCCGUUACCACGCUGCGCUGGCCGUGAUAAAGGGCUUCCGGAACGGGGCUGUCUAUGGAGUCAAAAUCCGGGCGCCUCAUGCACUGGUGAUGACCUUUCUCUUCAGGAGUGGCAGUCUCCAAGAGAAGCUGCAGGCCAUUCUGAAAGCCACGUACACCCACUCUCGGAACCUGGCCUGCUUCGUCUUCACCUAUAAGAGUCUCCAGGCCCUACAGUCCCAUGUGCAAGGUGGGACCCACCAGAUGCACUCUUUCCUGGCUGCCUUCAUCGGGGGGCUCCUGCUGUUUGGAGAGAACAAUAACAUUAAUAGCCAGAUCAACAUGUACCUGACAUCACGUGUCCUGUUUGCCUUGUGCCGCCUGGGUGUGGAGAAGGGCUACAUCCCUGCGCUCAAGUGGGACCCGUUCCCCUUACACACGGCGGUGAUUUGGGGGCUUGUGCUGUGGCUCUUUGAGUAUCACCGGCCCACUCUGCAGCCCUCACUACAGUCCUCCAUGACCUACCUCUACGAGGACAGCAACGUGUGGCACGACCUCUCAGACUUCCUCAUCUUCAACAAGAGCCGCCCCUCCAAGUAACACAGCCCAAGGUGCUUCGGGAACUCCAACGCCCAGACAGCUUCCAGGCAGCGUCCCGCUGCUGCUCAGGGUACCGUUCUAUUGGCAUACCGUCAUGGAGGAUCCUGCCUUCUCAAAGUCAUGGACCUCACACUCCAACUUUUAUUAUCCCAGGCUCCCACUUGCUGAAGGAAAAGUACCGAGGUUUACGCCUGCCUCCGGAUACUGUAGCAAGUGGCUGGAUCCAGCUAAGGAUUCCAGAUGCUCUUCCGACCUCUGUAAGGCCAGGGCGAGUUCAACCCUCUCUGGGCCUCAGGUCAUUCAGUUCAGGGGAGGACCCUCAGAGGAGAGUGUCCUCCUGGGGGAUACGGUGACCCUCCCCUCUACUGUGUAUCAGAGGGCUCCUUGCUACUGGGCAAUAGGUUACAAAUACUUUGAAAGGGAAAAAAAAACUAAAUUCUUUGUCUAAGUUAUUCUACCGAGACGUUCCGGACGGAACCCUACUGUCCAAUGGGAACGAAACAUGAGCCAUUCGAUAGAGGUACAGCACGUGCCAGGCUUGUGCGAGAUCCUAUCACCAGCACUGAGAAUAAAACGCCUAGUGACCACAUUUCUGAGAUGCAUUAAGAAGGCUGUGGCACUAGGGUUAUGAGCUCCAGGCCAGGCUGGGAUACAUUAAAAAAAAAAAAAAAAA